AAGCUUGACAUGUUUGCAAAAGUGAAUCUUUUUGAAGAUUCCAAAGAGACACCUCGCUAUUUUGAGGUUACCAAUGUCCUGCGAGCUGGUUGGUUCAAAGGGCCUCAACCUAUCCAGCCGAUCAGCGACGAGAAGGAUUUUUUGCAGUCAGUUGAGAAGAAUUUGGAGAAGUUUUCAGGCGAGGAACCCAAUGCAAUGAAGUACGUCAAGCGCCUUUGGGAGAGAAGUGCCUAUUUAGCGGAGCGAGGGUUUGACUUGGAGUGGAACUUGAGCAUUUUGGAGGCUCUCCGCCCGCUGCUUGGUCACUGGGUCGCUGAACUCAAUCAAGUUGCGGCGCAUGUCGAGACCAUCAUCAAUAUGAUGCAGUCUUCCCACGAGUUGUUUGAACAUGCAUGUGCCGACCUGCCCAUACUUCGCCAGAACUUGAGCAGAUUGAAGUCUCGGCUUCACAACAUUGAUGAGUCAGAGAAGCAGGCUGCAGAAGAUGGGCGCGACAGCAUUGCAAAAGCAAUGGAGUACAUCCCGGAGCUGCUACCAGAAUCGCCACCAGAAGCUCCGAAAGAGAAAGACAUGUUACGUACAUUCCUGCGCAAAGCACAGCUGUUGUUGGAAAGCUGCGUUGAGACCGUCUUGAUCGGAAAAUUGGGUUCUUUCGAAGUUCCAGUGGCCAAACCACUCGGCAAGCGCUGGACGUUUCCAUCAGACCACCCUCCCAUUGCAGCUAUGCUCAAACUCGGUGAGAACUCCAUCAAGGUUGCUUCCUGGAAUGUUCUGAACCGGAACUAUUAUAAAUACAUAGAUAAAGACACACAAGGACUCAAAGGCUCGGAAAUAACAAUGCAGCAUGAAGCUGGUACAAGAGAGAGCAAGAUCAUUGAGAAGAUCGAAGAGAUGCUACAGAACGAUUUCCGAAUAUUGUGCUUACAAGAAUGCUGGCCGGAGUUGCUUCAGCAGCUUGGAGAAGCUUUAGAGGAAAGACAACCUGAAGUUCAGAUGCGCUGCAGCGGAGAAGACAAGAACCAAGAGGCAAUACUUUGCAUGUGCAUCUACCCGGCGCUCCUUUUGGGCGCGCUCGCAAAGAAUGCUGGGAUUGUCAAGGGCGAGAAGCUGCCAACUGUACUGCUGGCAGAUCUGAACUUUCCCGAAAAGGGGUCCUUGCUGCCGAAGAGGAUUGAUAGCAUUGCAGUCAUCAACCACGAGGUCAAAGGCGCAAAGCUCCAAGCCACAGCUCUGAAAGCUGAAGACGUCCUCGAUGGUCUCAGAGAAGUUGUGGACCUCUUGAAAUCCAGGUCAGCAGAGCCAUGGACGCCAACGCGAUACCAAUCAGAUAAGGACCCUUCGCCGGGGCCGCCACCGGAGCCCGAGAAGCCGCCGGGCAGGUGGUCCCUGGACUUCACGUACACCAUCGGCCCAGAAGGCAACGAAGGGUUUUUUGAUGGAAAGGUGCAGCUGUUGGAUCGACGUGUACAACUCCGUGAGGGCCGCCGUCAACAACUUGAACGAUGGCCUUAUUGCCUCCACCUCAGCAUGGCAAAACAUGGCAAGUUGUGGUUUGCAGCCUGGGACUUGGCCUGCAGACAUCGCCUAUGGAUUAUGGAACGCAUGGAACGCAUGGAAGUUGAGCCGUGGAGCCGUGCUGGAGCUAAACGUUGUCGCCAAUUGUUGUAUAGGUCAGCAGAGCCAUUGACGCCAACACGCUCGUCAAGCGAUUUGGGAGUCGCUUUGUCUCAUGAAGAUCUGCAGGAGUUUGAGAAAUGGGGACGAACAUCUCGACGGCACUCCUGGCGCACAGUUCUCUUUCGCUCCAGGCCCAAACAGAGCACCAGCUGGCGCAGCAGUGCCAGAGGCGACAUCGGAGGUGAGAUGGAGCUUGGCCCUGAGCCAACACACAGAUUGCUGCAAGAUGUUUAG
Messenger RNA from Cladocopium goreaui, 1911 nucleotides. NCBI's taxonomy places the organism in Eukaryota, Dinophyceae, Suessiales, Symbiodiniaceae. The record is from the annotation of a GenBank genome assembly.